UAAGAUCGAAUCACCUCUCAGUAUCCGACGCAUUAUCGUACAGUUCGAACGCGGCAAUGUUCUUCGAAAGCUUUCUAUUGAACUUAGCUAUUUUGGCAGCUCUAAUAGUCGCCCUUAUAUUCGACUAUGUUACUAAAUUCUUUAGCUACUGGUACAUCCGCCAUGUACCUUACAAGAUACCGAUUCCUUUCUUCGGAAGUGAUUAUCACCGGGUAUUGAAACUUCGAUCAACGUCUGAGGAAGUAAGAAACCUUUACUCUAAGUAUCCGGAGGCGAAUUUCGUAGGUGUCAUCAAGAGUCGAAUACCCGAGUUGAUUGUGAAAAACCCGGAUGUCAUCAAGAAAAUGCUGUCGACGGAUUUCGCGAAUUUCCAUUGCAGAGGCAUCGGUCUCGACAGAUCUCGGGAUGUUUGCUUAAGAAACAAUCUAUUCUAUGCCGAAGGUGAAAAAUGGACCUUACUCCGAGAGGGAUUGGAGUGUUUAUUGAACGGAAUGCACCGUGAACCUGAUGUCAGUUUACAUGUCUGUUUGUCAGGAACCAAUGAAGUUGUGAAUGUUCGAGAGCUGUUGUCAGAAAUAUUGGACGCCGUGUUUAAGGAUUGCCUCUUUGAGGGAAAGGACGACGGACUUGUACUUAAAGAUUUACGUCAGUCUAUACAGCGUCGCACUUAUUCGGAGAAAUUCAAAAGUUAUUUGAAAGAAAUAUUUCCUUCUGUAUAUACUUUGUUUGGAUUAACCACCGUUUCAGGAUUAAUGACCACGAAAUCCAAUAAUGUCUUGAAAGAAUCAAAAUUAUUGACAAAGAUUCAACAAACAGGACUUACAGAUCAAAUUAAUACGAAAAACAGGAAAGCAACUAAGUCAGAAAACGUAACAGAAUUGGAAUUGGCAUAUUCAAUCCUUAGUCUAUUCAUAACUGAAGGUUACAUACCAUGUCUUAAUGUUAUAACUUCCUUGUUGUUUGAAUUAGCAAAGAGCCCAGAAAUCCAAGAAAAAAUCAGAACAAAUAAUUCAUUUAGCGUCGAUUAUUUAGAUGCUUGUAUUAAAGAAGCUUUACGUUUGUACUGUCCAUACUCAGUUAUAACCAGAAAGUGUGUCAAAGCCUACGAAAUUGCAGACAGUAAAAUGAUGUUGGAUAAGAAAAUCACUGUAACGGUACCGGUAGAAGCAAUUCAUAAAGACUUGAAGCAUUAUAAGAACCCUUGUGCUUUUAACCCGGACCGGUUCUUGGAAAGUGAAAAUGAAAUGAGGCAUACAUUCGUGUACUUACCUUUUGGUGCUGGACCUCGCAAAUGUAUUGGUGAACAAUUAGCUAUGGAGAUUAUAAGAAAAGUGACGAAAGCUGUUCUUGAGAAAUAUAAAAUUGAGACAACAGAAAGAACACCAGCACAACUAACCUUUGUAGAUCAUAAUUUCAUGAAAAUCAUUAAAGAUGAUGUUUGGCUCAAGUUCACGCUUUUAAAAUCUUAACUUGUGUUAUUUACAACAUAACAUUCAUAGUAUCGUUUCUGGGGUUGGUAGAAGCUUUGAAGGAAACAAAGACGCAUUGUACACUGUUUGUGAAAAGAACUUGGUGAAAUUAUUAAUAUUUUUGGGUCUACUUAUUUAUUUGAAAUCAGUAUAUUUAUUAUAUAACACA
Papilio xuthus (Asian swallowtail) is the source of this 1638-nucleotide messenger RNA. RefSeq names its product cytochrome P450 338A1 (gene CYP338A1). The record is from RefSeq and is a predicted model, not a curated record. NCBI's taxonomy places the organism in Eukaryota, Metazoa, Arthropoda, Insecta, Lepidoptera, Papilionidae. The transcript has 2 exons. Gene Ontology annotation, molecular function: oxidoreductase activity, acting on paired donors, with incorporation or reduction of molecular oxygen; monooxygenase activity; heme binding. The coding region runs from base 57 to 1469 and encodes 470 amino acids.